This is a messenger RNA of Iphiclides podalirius (scarce swallowtail), 204 nucleotides long. NCBI's taxonomy places the organism in Eukaryota, Metazoa, Arthropoda, Insecta, Lepidoptera, Papilionidae. The record is from the annotation of a GenBank genome assembly.
AUGAUAAUUGGUCAAUUAACAGUCUACGCACAAACUUUGGCUAUUGAGCCAGCGAACGCGGUGUACCACCAUCUGGACCCAUGCUGCCGGGAGAGCGCGCUUACACCCAACCCGCGCACCAUAAGUUGUUCACCCACCCACAGCUACCUUAGACCCCGCCGCCGCAACAGUACAAUCACGCAGGGGGAGGGCAAGGCAUAUACA